AGUAACCAUCCAGUAGGAAGUCAGCACCAUGACCACCACACAAAGCAUUUCAUUAUUCGGAGAGCGUGAGAAGGGAGAGUCUGUUCGAACCCAGAACAUGACCGCUGCCGUCGCUAUCGCUAACAUCGUCAAAAGCUCUCUGGGACCUGUUGGUCUCGAUAAAAUGCUGGUCGAUGAGGUGGGUGAUGUGACAGUAACCAAUGACGGAGCUACUAUCCUCAAGUUACUCGAGGUUGAGCACCCAGCUGCCAAGGUGCUGUGCGAGUUGGCACAGCUCCAGGAUGAGGAGGUUGGUGACGGAACCACCAGUGUUGUCAUCAUUGCUGCUGAGCUUCUUCGUGCUGCAAACGAGCUCAUCAAAAUGAAAGUUCAUCCUACCACUAUCAUCAACGGAUACAAGUUGGCCUGUAAAGAGUCUGUAAAGUUUAUCCAAGAUAACUUGUCAGUACCCGCUGCCGAUCUCGGAAAGAACUGCCUCGCUAACGUUGCUAAAACCUCCAUGUCCUCCAAGAUUAUCGGUUCUGAUAAGGACUUCUUCUCCAACAUAGUCGUACAGUGCGCUGAACUGAUCAGGUUCACUAACACUAGAGGAGAACAGAAGUGUCCCAUCAAGACCAUUAAUAUCCUGAAAGCUCAUGGUAAAUCCGUCAGAGAGAGUCAGAUGAUCAAAGGAUACGCUCUCAACUGUACUGUGGCUUCUCAGCUGAUGCCUAAGUCUAUAAAGAAUGCCAAGAUUGCCUGUAUUGAUUUCAGCCUCCAGAAAUCUAAGAUGAAGUUAGGAGUGCAGGUAGUUGUUGACGAUCCUGAGAAGUUGGAUGCCAUCAGACAAAGGGAAUCUGACAUCACAAAGGAGAAAAUACAACUUAUCCUGAAUUCUGGAGCUAAUGUGAUCCUGACAACAGGAGGUAUUGAUGACAUGUGUCUGAAAUACUUCGUAGAUGCUGGUGCAUUGGCUGUCAGAAGGUGCAAGAAAGAGGAUCUGAAGAGAAUUGCACGAGCCACCGGUGCCGCACUCGUUGCUUCCCUCUCAAAUCUGGAAGGUGAAGAGUCAUUCGAGCCAUCAUUCCUUGGUGCUGCGGAUGAGAUCUGCCAGACUAGAAUCUGCGAUGACGAGCUGAUUAUCAUCAAGGGAACCAAAGCUAAACCAGCAGCUUCCAUCAUCCUACGUGGAGCCAACGACAUCUACGUGGACGAGAUGGACAGAUCCGUCCACGAUUCCCUGUGUGCCGUCAAGAGAGUUAUCGAAUCCAAGGCAGUCGUACCAGGUGGUGGCUGUGUGGAGGCAGCUCUUUCUAUCUACUUGGAAAACUUCGCCACUUCUCUGGGCUCCAGAGAACAGCUUGCUAUUGCUGAGUUCGCACAAGCUAUGCUUGUUAUCCCUAAGACCUUGGUUGUCAACGCCGCUAAAGAUUCGACAGAGCUCGUUGCUAAGCUGCGUGCUUUCCACAAUGCAUCUCAGACGAUUGAAGCUAAGAGAGCGUUCAAGUGGAUCGGACUGGAUCUGGAGAACGGAAAGUGCAGAGAUAACAAAGAUGCAGGAGUACUGGAGCCAGCUAUGAGCAAAAUUAAGAGCUUGAAGUUUGCUACGGAGGCUGCAAUUACAAUCCUCAGAAUUGAUGAUAUGAUCAAGAUCUACCAGCCCAGCAAAGAAGAUCCAAACUCGUACGCAAAUGCUGUCAGAGAAGGACGAAUGUAAACUAACUCUUAGUUUUUUAUUAGCUUGUGGGCUUUUAUGUUCGACAUCUUUUUGUACAGUUUUUUUCAAGCACGCAGGUCAUGUUAUUAUAUCUAUUUGAUUAUUCUAUUAAUUUAUAGAAAGUAUUUUGUCGCUUUGACCUUCGUAAA
This is a messenger RNA of Bolinopsis microptera, 1845 nucleotides long. Its product is annotated as T-complex protein 1 subunit alpha-like. Gene Ontology annotation, cellular component: chaperonin-containing T-complex. Gene Ontology annotation, biological process: protein folding. The transcript is spliced from 3 exons. The record is from RefSeq and is a predicted model, not a curated record. The coding region runs from base 29 to 1696 and encodes 555 amino acids. Lineage: Eukaryota; Metazoa; Ctenophora; Tentaculata; Lobata; Bolinopsidae. Gene Ontology annotation, molecular function: ATP binding; ATP hydrolysis activity; ATP-dependent protein folding chaperone.